UCAUAAUGCAGAAUCGAUGACAGAUGGAGGCGGAAGAUUCUGAUUCAGCAAGUAUAGAGUAUGAUUUUGAGACACAGCCGGGAAGUGUUGGUUUCAUGGUACUGGACUCGCAGUCAGAAUCUCAUUCCAAAAACCCAGACGAGGGUGAUGUGAUGCAGAUAUGGCCCGCCCUGCAGCCAAGAGAACAGAAAGAGGAAGAGGCUAAGACUUCCAGAAAAUGCAUUACCUCUGUAAUGGACACAUCUGGAGACGAACAAAAACCAGCAGAAGCUCCACAAAUUUUAGCCACUGAAACAGAACUAAGUGAGUCCGAGUUAGAAAUGGAAGUCACUGUGAUUGAGAAACCAGGAAAGACAGAGAGUCAAAAGCCAACAAUGAGUAGUAAUGGAAAGACUUCAGCAUUAUUCAGGUCUUUGUCUCCACAGGAUAUGUUUGAAAAUGAAGAUGAGGAUAGAGACAUCUGUACCCCAGCAGGGUUUGUGGGAUCUUUACAUUUAUCUAAUCAGCCCAUGCUAGUCCCUGAAACUACUGAGUCUGACCCCUUUCCCUCCACCCCUGAAGAAUUUGCUGAUCUCCCAAGAAUUAUACCCAGCUCACCCACUGAUGGGUCUUUUAAAGAUGACUCCGUAGAUAACCCAGCUCAGUAUGACCCUCAACAGGACCCCACCCUGGCAGAUGAUGUCACUGUUCUUCAGAAAAUGAAGUCUGAUAAACCUGAGGACCCAGUGAAGAAGACUCGGAGUUCCUCUGAGGAGAAAGAGGAAGAAGAGGAACAGAAGACCAAGUCAGAGUCAGUAGAGUAUGAUCCAAAGAGGGUGUCUACUUUGGCUGGGAAUUCAGAUGACCAAUCCUUACAUCUACACUACUCAGAGACUCAGAGGUCCUCAAAUGUACAGAAACACACAGCUGAUUCGGUAGAAGUUGUUGGAACUGAGUUCAUGGACGUCAUUUCUAUCCACAGCACUGAUCCUACAGAGAUGGACCAAGUGCCAGAAUCUCAGGAGUUGUCCUUGCGAUUGACACCAUCACAGAGUGAUAAAUCGGGCAGAGAAACAGAUAUAGAGGUAGUCCCAGACCAAAACAGAACAAGGCUUCCACUGGUCAAAAGUCAGGAUCUAGUCACAGAAAAGCAGACACUGCAGCAAAAGAGAAAAGCUUGUCUUUCUCAGCCAUCCAAACUGGAUAGAGACCAGGACAUAGAUGUUAGUGAACUUAGGAAAUUGGCUUCAGAGACCAAAAGCAGAGUAAUGGAUGUAACAAUGGCUUCUGAAUCAGAAAACUUUGCAUUGUCAUUGCCAAAAGAUGGGGAGCUUUUACAUCCAAAAAUAUUGAAUGGAAAAUCAUCCAAACCUGGAGUUGAAGACAAGGCAAGUGAAAGAACCAGUCAAGAAGCAGGGCCUAGUCAUUAUAUUCUGGAUAGUCCAGAGCAGGGGCCCAGUCAUCUAUGUGUGGAUCUAGAAGACACACCACCUGCAAUACCUGUGACAAUGGAGUCCCAUUCUGCAAUACCUGGGACAAUGGAGUCCCAAUCCCAGGUGUCCAGUCAUAGCUUUACCCUGAAGCAGCCAGAUGUACAGAACAUAAAAAUCAGGGACUCAGAGGAGACUCAAAAGAAUGUUUUCAGAAGUGUAACAGGGAGAGAUUCUCCACAGAAAAGACUGAUUCAAGAGGACAGUGAUGAUGAAGUAGUAGUAAUUGUGCACAAACGCAAAAAAUCUCAGCCAUUAAGUCAGGAUGAUUUAGAUGAGGUCGCCAGUCAUAUCACAAAGUCACAGUCAAAACUGACUGGAACCCCAGAAACUACUUCAGUGGAAAAGACAUCACAGCUGACAGACAAGGUGACAUCAGGAGGAACUCCAUUAAGGAAGGUUCCAUCUAUUUCUAGUGAGGGUAGCCAGUCGAGAGUAUCACUCCACAAGAAGACCUCAGUGUCUACAGAGGGGGGCUACCAGGCUAGCGUGGAGGAUGAGCAGAGUACCACUCACAUUGCUGAGCAGGAAGUAGUUGUUCAGAGUCACGAACCAGAACCCUUGAUAGCCAUUCCUGUACACAUCCCAGAGGAAGAAAAAGUGGAUCAAAACCGUGAACCUGAAACUACUCAGAUAAAAGUCACCAAAGCACAGAAGAAACGCAGACAACCAGCAAAUCCAAUUGUACAAACCCCUGUCUCUGGGAAGAAAAGAAAGAGCUUAACAAAGCUAAGGACAGGAGGUCGCAUCAGAAAAAGUUCUCAGAAAGAAACCACAGAAGCAGUAACCCCCACUUUGUUGACAACCCCUACAGUGACUACAACUUCAUCUACCAGCAGUGAGGAGAGCUCCCAGAUAAAUAUGACAAGGCCAAGUCUGCUAUCAGAGAGGUCAACCAUUGUGCUUUCUCCACCACUUGCCCGGGCAUCAUCCCUAGAAUCUGUUCUGGCCAAACCACCUCUGAUGUCCACUUCAGUGACCCCAACAAACAGACCAUCAAAGAUCAGGACCAGUCAAACAGAACCGAGGUUCAAGGUUCCACUGAGGAAGUCAUCAGAUCUAGAUCAACAACUGACUGCUUCACAAGAUGUUGAACGUAAGACCAUCAUUGUGAAGGUAAAGCAGUUUGAAGUUCGGACAGAAAUAACAGAGAUCAUAAGGCAGGGAAAGAUUGUAUCCAAGUCAGAGAAAGAGGUUUCAAAGGAACCCGUAACUAUUAAAGUGAAGACUUAUCAGGAAAUGGAGGCAUUGUCUCCAAGUACUCUGUCUCCAUCACGCACAGGAAGUUCCCUGACCUCGGGAGACCUUGGUGACAUAAGUUCAAGUCUUUCAAAGUCAGGUUCAUCUAAUGUUCCUUCUUCAUUGAGUGAACAUGAUGUACCAUCGAGGCAACCAAGCAUCUUAAGUCUGGAUGGCAGUACUGAGGUAUCACAGGUUAUCUCCCCUGUCCAGGAAUUAGCCGAGCCUGUAGACAGAGUUUUGGCACCGCUGCCUGUGGUUACUACCACCUCUCAAGUCCCAAAAGCUGCCUCCAUAAGAUCUGCUUCUUUUACACCUAAUGUCUCCACUGGAUUCGUUUUUGAUCCUGCAUCUGUCCAAGCCGAGUCAGUAGUCAGUAAACCCAGGACCAGUACUGGAGCUAGUAGAGAUAUCCCAGAGGAAAGACAGAAGGUUGGAUCUAGUGGAGAAGUCAGCUCUGAGGUUCCAUUUCAAGAUGAACAAAACAUCACAGCAACAUCAGAAACCACUGGUGUUGGACUGAUUAGAACUGAACCUGUUAAAGAUUCUAGGAUAAUGGCUAAGUGGAAGGAUGGAUAUUUUUAUCCGGGAACAAUACUGAGAGUGGAUGGAUCUAGGUACCAGGUAAAGUUUGAUGACGGAGACUCCUGCUGGGUCAGACACUCUCAGAUUCUGUGGGUGGAGCGACUCCCCUUGGGUCAACCUGUCAUGGUUCAGUCACAGGAUGGCUAUUUUGAUGCUGGUCUGAUUGUUGGCCAGGAAAAGAAGGGAGGGGUUGUCCAAUAUUCUGUGGAGAAGGACUCAGGGGAACAACGAAUGUUUCACAAGAGUCAGGUGAUCUUAAAUGAGGACCAGGCCAACCUGUUGUUGACUGACCUCCCAGUCUCCCCCCAGAAAUCUGCUCCCACUGUAGAGCCCAAUCCAGGCAAUGUUAGUCUGGAUAACCUUGUGGAAGGAAAGAGAAGGGCGGGCAGUAAGUAUGCUCAGAGUGAGUGGACCAAGUCCAGAGUCGGUAAAUCAUCAGAUUCUACAGAUACUACCAGCAAAUCUAAACCACACAGACCCUCAACCAGAAGAGCAGCCAACAAAACAGAGAAUUUUGAGGAACCCUCUACAUCAAAAGGUGUGAGGAAGAGUGAAGAGUCAGACCUAGAGAAACCUUCAACUUCAAGGGCCCUGAGGAAGAAAUUCCCACCCAUACCACAGAAAGCAACCAGUACACCUACACCAAAAGAAAAGGGGAAGGGCAAAAGGAAAGCAGUAGACCCUGAAUCCACCCCUACAUAUCCUGAUAUACCUGUGGCAGUUUCUCCUAUUGAACAUAGGAGAUCUCCCAGAAAGGUCAGACAAGGUUUAUUUGACAAAGAGAAGCAGCCCUCAAAUCCAUUGCCAUUUUCUGGUCUUGUGUUUCUGCUGACUUAUGUGGAGAAAUCCAGAGACUUUAAAGAAGAGGAAAAGGCUCUCCUGCGCAAUCCAAACUUGACCUCUGAUGAGAGCUCAGCAGAAAAUGAUGAUGAGGCUCCUUUUGAUAAACAAGACAUCACAAGGAGGAUCGUAGCUGGGGGAGGAAGGGUCCUCGACAAGUUUGACGAGGCUGAGAUUGCCAGUGCCAAGCAGUGUUUUCUGAUCUCUAAUUCCUACCAGAGGACCAUUAAAUACUUCCAGUGUUUGGCAGCAGCCAUUCCAUGUGUAUCUCACCUUUGGAUAAGGGAUUCAUCUUCUGAGGGAAUGUUGUUGGAUUACAAAGCUUACAAACUGCAAGCUGGAGUCAGUAUAGAAAAGAGGAAGCUAAUGGAAUGGUCUAACAGGAAAGGUGAUCUAAAGGGCUUAUCUGUGUUUGUGUCCUCAUCCCACAAGAAAUUCUUGGAGGAGUGGUCCUUUACACUGAGGUUAGCUGGAUGUCAGGUACUGGACAAGCUGCCAUCAGUAAAUUCUGGUACUCCUGUAAAUGUGAUAGUGACUGAUCUCACCUGUCCUAAAUCUGUGUUACGUUACAGCAAAAAGUACGCAAUCCCAUUGGUGGCCUCAGAGUGGGUCAUUCAGUGCUUAAUCAACGGUAGAAGACUGAGUUAUACAGGGCACCCUAGAUACAGUUAUGACUUUAAAGUGUGACGAAAUCAGAUGGUUUUAUGUUGGAUUCUGAUUCAUAUUAUAUAUAACUGCUCCUUAUAACUCCUGGAUCCACCACAUUUUCCACUCAUCAGGAAGAUACUCCUUAUCCAAUAGAUGUAUCUCAUAGUCUUGAUCAACUCAUAGCAUCGAGGAUUAGGUAGUAUGCAGCUAGUUAAUAAUGACCGUUAGAUGAUAAAUACUCUCUGAUGUGUUAGCCAUUAAUUAAAUAGACAGCGAACUGAAUGGGGAAAAGCUGUAUGUUCAUAUGUAUACAUGGAUAUGUUGUAUAUUUCAUUUUCAUGUGCAUUUUAUAUUUUUCAGUUUUAUCAUUUGUUGCUCCAAUCUAUAUGUACUUUUAGUAUUUCCCAUCUUCUGCUCUUAGUAGUAUUUUUAAUUUUUUUGUAAACACAGACAAAUGCUGUGUUAUGUAUAACUGCUCAUAAAAGAAUACAAGCUUUUUUAUACAUGCAUAUGAAUUCUCAUAGUUUUUAGCUCUACUGGUCAGAGACCAGAAGAGCUUAUGCGAUAGUAAGGUGUCCGUUGUCCGUCCGUCUAUCUAGCUGUCUGUCUGUCUGUAAACAGUUUUUCAAAACACUACUCCUCCUACAGUUUUGGUCUGAUUUCAAUAUAACUUGGCACACGAGUAGACUACACUAAGAUACAUAAUUUAGUGCAUCAGUUUUUGAUUUCGAUGAACGAUGUUGCCAUGGUUACUAAAAAUAGUGAGUUCUGUGAAAUUCUUUUAAAACGCUACUCCUCCUACAGUUUUGGUCUGAUUUCAAUAUAACUUGGCACACAAGUAGACUACACUAAGAUACAUAAUUUACUGCAUCGGAUUUUGAUUUCAAUGAACUGUGUUGCCAUGGUUACUAAAAAUAGAAAUUUCUGUGAAGUUCCUUUAAAACGUUACUCCUCCUAAAGUUUUGGUUGAUUUCAAUCUAAUUUGGCACACAAGUAGACUACACUACAAUACAUAAUAUGUGUUUCGGUUUUUGAUUUCAAUGAAUGCUAUUGUCAUGGUUACUAAAAAUAGAAAUUUCUGUGAAAUACUUUCAAAACUCUACUCCUCCUACAGUUUUCGUUCGAUUUUAAUAUAACUUGGCACAGAAGUAGACUACAUUAAGAUACAUAAUUCUAUUUAUUGUUGCGUGUUGCAAAGUUUCAAAUCCAAGUGCUACUUUUCCUUCAUUAUACGUACAGACCAGUAGAGCUACAGUCUCAUCAGAGACUUCUGGUUUAAAUAGAUUUUAUGAAUGCUUAGAAAAUGUGUAAAUGUUCAUGUAUGCUGAAAUAUACUUGUAAACUCAAAAGCAUUUUUACUACUUCUCCAUAACUUUCUAGUAUAGUACGAGUAUAAAUAUACAAAAACAUGUUGUGUUUUUGUUAAGACUUCUUAUUUGUUGGAGAAAACAUAGGACUUUGAAACAGAAUUUUAUUGCAUGAAAAAUAUUUUGAAUUUUUAUGUAAAAAAAAAAUUAACUUCGAAAACUAAACAGGAAGUCAACAUAUUUAUUUAGGAUUUUUUUUUAUGCAUUCUCUGUAUUACUUUAUAGAGAUGCUCACUGUUUUUAUAAACCUCAGAUUUUAUGAAAAUUGUAUUUUAUCAAUAUUUCUUUAAACAUGGUUGUGAAGUUAAGAAUAUUUUAAGGUUUAUGUAGUGACAAUUUUACUUGGUCUCCUCUUCACACCAGUGUCAUAUCUAUUCAUCAAAAAUUCAUUUGUGUAAUGUAACAAUGUGUAUGCUUCCUGUCAUUUUGUAUGUCCUCAGUGCCAAAAUGAAUGUUUUUCAGUGAUUAAACAUUAUGACUGAG
Molecule: messenger RNA, 6631 nt
Organism: Saccostrea echinata
Lineage: Eukaryota; Metazoa; Mollusca; Bivalvia; Ostreida; Ostreidae
Product: TP53-binding protein 1-like
Exons: 32
Coding region: 24-4820 (1598 amino acids)
Biological process (GO): DNA damage checkpoint signaling; positive regulation of transcription by RNA polymerase II
Cellular component (GO): nucleus
Molecular function (GO): histone binding
Source: RefSeq, a predicted model, not a curated record